AUGUGUCAACCGACGGUUCGGGGGACAUGCGGCCAAUACGGAUGGUGUGAGACGCGGCAAAGCGGAAAUCGAUGCCAUUGCCCUCCAGGAAAGAUGGGAAUCAAAUGCAGUCGGCCGUGUCAGGAUGUCUUCAAAAGCUGCAAAAAAUGGUUGGAGGAAGACAGGUGUUACUGGGCCCGAAAUACGACCUCAUUCUUUAUGGACAACUGCGCAUCGUCGUGUGAGGAAUGUAAAGGAGAUGGGAAAGUGUUGAAACUGGCCCUCCCGCCAAUGCUAGAGCCUCUCUCAUGGCUGGUCGGAAAAUGGGUAGCACGAACUUCGUCUGGACAACGAUUCCCAACAACACUCACUGGCCCUUACGAGGAAAUUCUUGAUGUGCAAAUUUCUGAGGUGCCCGCCUUCGAUCGACCCGGCAUCAACAUCAGCAUUUUCGCGAAGUCGCUGGACAACUGGGAGACACAUUCUGAAUUGGGAUUUAUGACCGGAAAGCCGUUUAAUGAAGACAACGGUUUUCUACGUGAAGCCGGCCCCGGAGAGGACCUCGUGGCCAUCGAGUUGGUCAGUAAUACAGGGCUAAUGACGAUCGAAGAGGGAAUAAUUCGAGGCCAAUCUAUCGUCAUUGAAUCAAAAUACAGGCAAAGCAUGUUUGGGAUUGCUGAUGCAUUCCAAGAGGCUAAACGCAAAUUCACCCUAAUCUCUCCGGGAUCACUAGAAGAGCGGACGAUAUUCAAGGAUAAAUAUGGAGUAGAGAAGAAAUGGCUAAAGCGAUACCGAUUAGUCCACGACUACCUUGGCGAAAUUAUUGAUUCAAAAGAGCAAAGAAAA
Mesorhabditis spiculigera is the source of this 825-nucleotide messenger RNA. The record is from the annotation of a GenBank genome assembly. Lineage: Eukaryota; Metazoa; Nematoda; Chromadorea; Rhabditida; Rhabditidae.